GGUAGGGAUAACCAGUGUCUUAAGAUGCAUUCCCUCAAGGCGGAUAUGACGUCAAAGAGAAGAUCGAUCUAUUUUUGAUGUAUGCUAAAAAUAAACAAGCCUCCGCCAGUGAGCUGGAAGACCCGUAUGAUACACGUGUUCCCGCUGUCACCAGAAGCAUAUAAAUACGCUAAUGAUAACAGGAAGAUUCAAAAGCUGAGAAGACGCAGCUGGAAAAGGGCGUAAACAUUCGGCAGCGAUAGUUGAAGUCUUCACGAAUAGUAAGGUAAGGACGACGGCACCUGCUGUGUGGAUAGGUGACGACUGGCGUGGGCGUGACAUUCCACUACCAUCGCAAGAAGGCAAGGUGAGAAUAUAAAAUCGCUGCAGCAUCUAGGCAAACCCGCGCCGAUAAACUUCGCAAGGUCCAGAAUCACAGCAACCUGUUGUGAUAAUCGAUCAAGAUUACGUGUGUUGUGUGAGCGGUUCUGGUCAGCCUUUAGCCGAACGGUACCCAGUGAGGGUUGGAUCCCGUUUAUCAGAUCUGCACAAGCGCGCAAGGCGGUUCCUCCCCUGCGUCUCAUAACCGCUUACCUGUCUUCACCUGGGACAAAAGUAAGUUCAGGCCAUUGGCGCUGCGGACGUGGUGCGGAAUAGUAAGUCAGACGUGCGGGAGAACCAACCCACGACCACUACAGAGGUACUGUGCUGUACUGGUGGAGUGCUACCACAGACGAGAAGACAUGGGAGACGCGGACGCCUGUGAGAUGGACUCGGAAGCUCCUCCCGAGUGGACCAAGGUCGUCGUCGCGGCGAUUUUAACCGUAAUCGCCCUGACGGGACUGCUAGGGAACGGUACCGUCAUUCGGACUGUUUGCGCCAACAAGAACAUGAGAAACAUCCCCAACGUCUUCAUCACGAGUCUCGCUAUCGGGGAUUUCCUCGUCAUGCUCACCUGCGUGCCGUUCACGGUGGCGAUGUACUUUCUACCGGAGUACGAGUUCGGGAGCGUGAUGUGCAAGUUGACGCCGUUCAUGCAGCUGACGUCCAUUGGUGUGUCCAUCUUCACACUGACGGCCAUGAGCCACGACCGGUAUCAGGCCAUCGUCAACACGAUGAACAUCCGGCGGAGCCACGCCCUGAGUCGCACCGUGGUGGCAGCCGUGGGCAUCUGGCUGGUCAGCAUGUCCCUCGGUAUCGCGGACGUUAUACACUCAGACGUUGUCACCUUCACGUCCCCAAAUAGCACCAAUCAGUCCUGGAUCACGAUAAAAAGUUGCAUGCCGAACCCUUUUGAGCUCACGCCCGUGUACCCGCGAGCGCAGACCAUCGGGCAGUUCGCGGUGCUCUACUGCGUGCCACUGAUGACCAUCGCGGCGUUCUACAUCCUCAUCGCCCGGCAUCUCCUCAUCACGUCCCGCAACAUCCCCGGCAGGAACAGCUCCGUGGCCAGGCAGAUGGAGACCAGGAAGAACGUGGCUAAAACCGUGCUGAUCCUCGUCUUGAUCUUCGCCCUAUGCUGGCUGCCCGUGCACGUUUUCAACCUCUGGCGCUGGUUCGCGCUGUACCCCUGCUACCCUCCUCCAGAUGUCCACUUCUAUGUCAUGGCGGUUUCCCAAAUUCUCAUGUACGCCAACUCCUGUGUCAACCCAUUCGCGCUCUGCCUCUCCAGCAAAAGUUUCCAAACCUACUUCCGUCGGUACCUUUGUUUUUGGUGUAGCGAAAGUGAGAAGGUAAAUUUCACAGUAACUACCGCAGGACCUGUUCGGAAACUGUACAGCGUGCCAGACAACUGCCGGCAGAUUCCCGGCUCCAUGGAACCAUUUCAAAUAUCCCCCUCUCCGUCUCAUCCAACACAAGUGACCAGAAACACUCAAUACAGUAACUCCAGACUCCAUACAAUGGCUGAUGAUGAGGUGUGCCAAAGUUCCAGAUACAACAUCGCACUGGAAUAACAAUGAACAAACUACACAAGCGAACCUCACAUAAGAUUCUUUCCAAGGCUAUAAACGCAUCCAUCUAAGUUAGUGGAGCAGAAUACGCGUAACAUCUUACGAAUUCCAUCCAAUCUUAUUCGCUAAACCUCUAUUUGCACGUGUAAGGAAGAAAGACUGAGAGAUUUAGCACCUAAUCAGAGGGUGUGUUUGAAAUAUAAAUCAUGUUAUCAUAGUUAAUGAACAGUUUCGAUGGUAUAUGUCCAUUGAGAUCCAUUGCGCCGAUGUAGAAAGCCAGGACACAUAUUCGGAACCCAGCGGACGCCAUGACUAUUGACACGAGAUGCAACAAGUCGCGAUCGUUUAUACAGAGAUGAACGGGACACAUACUGAACGACGAGUGAACUGUUAAUUGUGAAAACAAUACAGGAACUGUUACCUAUGGAUGAAGGUAUGUUGUGUAGUGUGAGACUUGUUUAGAUGACUGUAUAUAUAAAUUGUAGCUAUUCAAAGGUUUGGCCACCAGGCUCUUCAGAAUGGUGAUUCGAAUGGUUAUGUCAUUAUUGAAAUGUUUUACUUCUCUGCAAAGUCAUUACCGUUAAAAUUUCACAACCUUGACUACACCAAGUACUACAUUCUUUUCCUGCAUGAAAGAUUUUUCCACGGAUAUUUCUCCAUUCAAAGAACUGGACAAUUUCAUAAUAAAAAUGACAUUGCAUAUUCAUGUCCCGUUGGGACUAGAUCAUAGAUGUAGUAUGUUAGAUACAAAGAGAAUAGAAUGAAAAUAUACAAUGUUUUACUUCUCUCUAUGCUUGCUCUCUUGAUCU
This is a messenger RNA of Branchiostoma floridae (Florida lancelet), 2740 nucleotides long. RefSeq names its product gastrin-releasing peptide receptor-like. The transcript has 2 exons. Gene Ontology annotation, cellular component: membrane. The record is from RefSeq and is a predicted model, not a curated record. Bases 723 to 1934 code for a protein of 403 amino acids. Gene Ontology annotation, biological process: G protein-coupled receptor signaling pathway. Gene Ontology annotation, molecular function: G protein-coupled peptide receptor activity. NCBI's taxonomy places the organism in Eukaryota, Metazoa, Chordata, Leptocardii, Amphioxiformes, Branchiostomatidae.